AUGGUUAUGGGAGUAUCAUGCGUUCAGAAGUCAAAGUGGCCGGAUACGCGAGUUGUAGUUCUCGAACCGGCCUCUUCUCCUGUCAUUACCGAAGGGCGCACUGGUUCUCAUAGCGUAGAGGGAAUCGGAAUUGGUUUUGUGCCGCCACAUCUCGAUUCUAAGCUGUAUGAUGAAGCUCGAGGAGUCUCAGAGGCAGAAGGUCGUGCUGUGUGCAGGCGGUUGGCUCGUGAGGAAGGUUUAUUGGUUGGAACCUCGACUGGUCUCAAUGUUGUCGCGGCCAUUGCUCUUGCCAAAGAACUGGGCCCGGGUAAGACGGUGGUUACCGUCGCCGUGGAUACGGGCCUGAAUUAUAUGAACGGAAAUCUCCUUGCGGAUGCUUGA
Molecule: messenger RNA, 381 nt
Organism: Aspergillus luchuensis
Lineage: Eukaryota; Fungi; Ascomycota; Eurotiomycetes; Eurotiales; Aspergillaceae
Exons: 1
Coding region: 1-381 (126 amino acids)
Cellular component (GO): cytoplasm
Molecular function (GO): cysteine synthase activity
Source: RefSeq, a predicted model, not a curated record